AUGGAAGAUGCUGUGUCCGAGGCCCAGAUUGAUCCUCGGAGGUUCACCCGUAAGAGGACCGCGUCGCUGUUCACGCAGAGAGACGACCGUAUUCGGCAACAAGACUGGGAGCGGCUGGCUUCACUGGUGGAGACGGCAGCUGCUGCUGGGUUUGGCUUCUUCAGUGGUCAGCGACGAGGCUCGGCCAGCCCUAAUUUCUUCCUUUUCUUCUUUCAUUUUUUCUUUAUUUCCUUCGUAAUUUAUCUUCUUUCUUACGGACAUCGAAUUCUUUUAAUUUUUCUUAUAUUCUUGUUCUCAUUGUUUAUUGAUUUCAAACUUACUUUAAUUCUCCUCUUUCUUUCUUUCUUUCUUUCUUUCUUUCUUUCUUUUUUUUUUUUUUGCAUAUUCCUUCCAAGCCUUGACUUCUUCCUUUUCUUUUCCUUUUCCAUUCUUUCUUUAUCUCCUUCCAAUAUUUCUUUGUUUUUUUUCAUUCCUUUUCCUUUCUUUUUUUCUUUCUUCCAUUUUUUCUUUUCCACUCUUUUCUUCUUUUUCAAUUUCGUUAUUUGUUUUUUCUUUCUUUCUUUCUUUCUUUCUUUCUUUCUUUCUUUUCCAGUCUUUUCUUCUUUUUCAAUUGCGUUAUUUGUUCUUUCUUUCUUUCUUUAUUUCUUUCUUUCUUUAUUUCUUUCUUUCUUUCUUUUCCAGUCUUUUCUUCUUUUUCAAUUGCGUUAUUUGUUCUUUCUUUCUUUCUUUCUUUCUUUCUUUCUUUCUUUUUUUCAAUUGCGUGAUUUGUUCUUUCUUUCUUUCUUUCUGCUUUGUUUUUACUUUUCUAUCUUUCUUCCUUUCUCCGUUUCUGUCUUAUCUUCUUUCUUUCUUUUUUCUUUCUUUCUUUCUUUCUUUCUUUCUUUCUUUCUUUCUUUCUUUAUCUUUUUGAAUUCUAUCUCAUUCCUCAAUUUCUUCUCUCUUGCACUUAUUCACUCAUUCUCUUUAUUUCUCUCCCUCUAUCUAUCUAUCUAUCUAUCUAUCUAUCUAUCUAUCAGUGUAUUUUCUUUCUUUUUAAUCUCCUUCCUCUUUAAUCUCAUACAGUACUGUAUUUCACUUAUCUCUCCCUUAUUCGUCCCAUUCACUAUUAAGUUACUCUGUUCUCUCCGCGAUUCUUCCCCAUCUCUCUCUCAGUCUAUCUAUCUAUCUAUCUAUCUAUCUAUCUAUCUAUCUAUCUAUCUAUCUAUCUAUCUAUCUAUCAUGCCUCGGGUUCUUCUUCUUUAUUUCAUAAUCAACCUUAAGGAUUUUCCUCUCGCCUUCAUAUCUAAGCUGAAGUGUUUUCCCUCUCUAUUUCAUAGGCAAUCCUAA
Molecule: messenger RNA, 1326 nt
Organism: Acanthosepion pharaonis
Lineage: Eukaryota; Metazoa; Mollusca; Cephalopoda; Sepiida; Sepiidae
Source: the annotation of a GenBank genome assembly